UGUGUAUCAAGUAUGUGAAAUGGAUGUCCCGGGUGUGUGAAGUGCAUGUAUCAGGUGUGAUCAGAGGCAGUGCAGAGGUCUACCGUGGGAGGGGGUGUGAGGCCACCUGAGCCACAGUGGUCCCUCCUCCAGCCUGCAUCUCCAUGGCAACCACAGCCUCGCUCUCAGGCUUCAGCCCCUAACCCGCCCCGCCUGGUGGUGAAGCGUCUGGAACUGCAUCCUCUGCAUCCACACCGCAUCCCUGUCCUCCCGCGACUGCGUCCUGCAGCAACUGCCUGCUGGGACAAGGACCACCCUCCACCAUGGUGAAGCUAGGCUGCAGCUUCUCAGGGAAGCCAGGCAAGGAAACACGAAACCAGGAUGGGGCUACCAUGGACAAUGUUCCUCUCAUCAGCCCCCUGGAUGUCAGCCAGCUUCAGCCUUCAUUCUCUGACCAGGUGGUCAUCAAAACACAAACAGAAUAUCAGCUUACCUCUGCAGACCAGCCAAAGAAGUUCACAGAUUUGGAGGGUCAGAGGCUGGCUUGCAGCCACGCAGAGGAAGGACGCAGACUGCCCACCGCAAGGAUGAUCGCCUUUGCUAUGGCACUUCUGGGCUGUGUGCUGAUUAUGUACAAGGCCAUUUGGUAUGACCAGUUCACCUGCCCAGAUGGUUUCCUACUUCGGCACAAGAUCUGCACCCCACUGACCCUGGAGAUGUACUACACUGAGAUGGACCCGGAACGCCACCGCAGCAUCCUGGCAGCCAUCGGGGCCUAUCCACUGAGCCGCAAACACGGCACUGAGAUGCCCGCCGUCUGGGGAAACAGCUACCGGGCUGCAAAGGAGGAGCAUAAGGGCACCACCCCAGCUGUGAUGGCUGUGUCCACUUCAACAGCAGAUGCAGCAGCAGAGGGCACCGAGCCUUCAGAGAAGCCUUUGGACGUGAGAGAGAAAGAAGACCCACAGGAGGCAGAGGGCGUGCCAUCCCAGCCCCCCAAGUGACUGUCUGCCCCGCCCCCGCUCCACCAGUGACUUGGCAUCCCCCACCAGCUACUUUGACGUGCACACUGCCUGAUGCUUCUCCACCCAGUGACUGUGUUCCUGCCCCAAAACACCCCGCUGAAGUUCCCCUGUUGGCUCUGUUGCUUUUCUUUAAGUAAAGAUUCACAUCUA
Mastomys coucha (southern multimammate mouse) is the source of this 1154-nucleotide messenger RNA. It is a transcript of the gene Caly, whose product is annotated as calcyon neuron specific vesicular protein. The transcript is spliced from 6 exons. The record is from RefSeq and is a predicted model, not a curated record. Gene Ontology annotation, cellular component: endosome; membrane. Gene Ontology annotation, biological process: clathrin coat assembly; G protein-coupled dopamine receptor signaling pathway; endosomal transport. NCBI's taxonomy places the organism in Eukaryota, Metazoa, Chordata, Mammalia, Rodentia, Muridae. The coding region runs from base 303 to 983 and encodes 226 amino acids. Gene Ontology annotation, molecular function: clathrin light chain binding.